Messenger RNA from Oreochromis aureus, 4066 nucleotides. RefSeq names its product integrin, alpha 7 (gene itga7). Bases 278 to 3757 code for a protein of 1159 amino acids. Gene Ontology annotation, biological process: cell adhesion mediated by integrin; leukocyte migration; cell-matrix adhesion. Gene Ontology annotation, molecular function: integrin binding. Gene Ontology annotation, cellular component: integrin complex; external side of plasma membrane. Lineage: Eukaryota; Metazoa; Chordata; Actinopteri; Cichliformes; Cichlidae. The record is from RefSeq and is a predicted model, not a curated record. The transcript is spliced from 26 exons.
CGCACAUGCAUUGAGGGAAGCACACUUGCACACACGCAUAGUAGUAGCAGCCGCAUUUUCACAGGCUGCUCUUCAGACUGACAGCAGCAAACGGAGUUGAGAGGCAGCGCAAUAGAGCGAGGGAAAGAAGGCAGGCAUCCAGAGAGGAGAGCGAAGCAGAGGAGGCUCACACAGGGUUUCCCCUUACUGCCCUUUGGCUCUCUGGGACCCACACAAGGAAUCUCCUCUGUGCUCUUCUUGAGCUGAACUUGCUUUGCCAGAAGACCUGCACCCCACUAUGGCAGCCUUGGUGGGACAUGGGAACGCUCAUCCCCUCUCAUCUCAUUCCUCUAAACUGUGGACUACCUUUAUUUUGGGUGUGUUGACCCUUUUGAGUCAAGUCUGGGGCUUUAACUUGGAUACUACUCACACACUGCAUAAGUUAGGAGACCCUGGCACCUUUUUUGGCUUCUCUCUUGCGCUUCACCAGCAGCGUAAUCCAGACCCUCAGAGCUGGAUACUGGUGGGAGCUCCAAGGGCGGCAGGGCUGGGUAAGUUGACGGGGAGUCGACCAGGAGCCCUGUUCAGGUGUCCGAUCACACCAGAGGAGUACGACUGUGAGAGGGUUGAUAUCGAUGGAGACGUGAGGCGGGACAGAGAGAGCAAGGACAACCAGUGGCUGGGAGUUACAGUCAAGAGUCAGGGCAUUGGAGGGAAGGUUGUGACCUGCGCUCAUCUAUACGAACUGAGGCAACGUGUAAACCAGUCGUCAGAGACUCGGGAUCCCAUUGGACGUUGCUAUGUCCUGAGUGAGGACCUGACUAAUCGAGAUGACCUGGAUGGAGGGGAAUGGAAGUUUUGCGAGGGUCGGCCACAGGGACACGAGCAGUUUGGUUUCUGUCAGCAGGGCCUGUCUGUCAGUUUCACCCCAGACAACAACUUCAUUCUGUUCGGUGCUCCGGGAACAUAUAACUGGAAAGGCGAGAUGCGUGUUCAGCUCCUAAACCAGACUCUGCUUGACCUCGGUAUCUAUGACGACGGACCUUACGAGGUGGCAGAUGAAAAACAACUUAAUGCCCAGCUCAUCCCUGUGCCCUACCACAGUUACCUGGGGCUCUUGUUCAUGGCUAGCCCCGUUGAAGAUGCGCUGCUGUACAAAACUCUGGAACCAUCAAGGCGGCCCACAUCGUUUGAGGAUGUAGCUCAUAAUAGCUACCUAGGGUUUUCUGUUGACUCUGCAAUGGGAAUAAUGAGUCUCGGAGAGCUAACCUUCGUGGCUGGUGCUCCCCGAGCCAAUCACACCGGGGCGGUGGUGCUGCUGAAGAAAGACAAUGUGUACCGGUUGGUGCCACAGCACAUCUUCUGGGGGGAAGAGCUGGCCUCUUCAUUCGGAUAUUCAGUAGCCACCACAGAUCUCAACCAUGAUGGCUGGACGGACCUGAUUGUUGGAGCUCCUAAUUUCUUUGACCGUAAAGCAGAGAUUGGUGGAGCUGUUUAUGUGUAUCUGAACCCGUUUGGUCACUGGGACGAUCAGGCUCGGCCCAUCCGCCUCAACGGGACAUAUGACUCCAUGUUUGGGAUGACAGUCAGCAACGUUGGAGAUCUGGACCAGGAUGGAUAUGGAGAUAUUGCUGUGGGAGCACCGUUUGAUGGAGAUGGAAAAGUUUUUAUCUAUAGAGGCUCAAAAUCUGGAAUUGAGACAAAACCUGCUCAGGUGUUGGAUGGCCGGGACUUUGAUGUGAGACGUUUUGGAUAUUCUAUCUCAGGGGGUUUGGAUAUCGACAACAAUCACUAUCCAGAUGUGGCAGUGGGCUCGCUGAACGAUUCAGUGGUUCUCUUCAGAUCUCGUCCUGUCAUCCAUGUGAAGAGAGACAUAACUAUUGAUCCUCCACAAAUAGAUUUGGAGCAGUCCAACUGCAAAGGCAGAGAUGGAGUCUGUGUGGAGGUCAAGGCUUGCUUCACCUUCGUAGCGUACCCAGCUCACUACUCUCCACACAUUACCCUCGUAGUGCGCUUUGAAGCAGACACAGAGCGCAGGAAGCUGGGCCUCCCGCACCGCGUUACCUUCCUGGGCCGUAGUUUACUGGAGCCGGAGUACACACAGACAGAAGAAGUGCAGCUAAAUCGGCAGCGUCAUGCUGUGUGCACCAAUGCUGUCUUCCAGCUGCAUGAGAACAUCCGUGACAAACUGCGUCCCAUCUCUUUGGUCAUAACCCACACUAUCAAGCCCGUGCCGCCACGCAGACACUCUGCAAAAAGGCUGGAGAAGCUACCGCCGAUACUCAAUGUCUCCCCUUCCAAUACGCUCCACUCUGAGGUGAACUUUCUGCGAGAAGGAUGCGGCAAUGACAAAAUCUGCCAGAGCAACCUGAAGCUAAGCUACCAGUUUGGUACUCGACCCCUGAACUCUGACCUCUUCAUCCCUCUGCCAAAAGAUGAGGACGAUGUGCAGGUGUUUUCUCUCUCAGAUCAGCGGCUGGUGGUGCUGGACAUCACCGUCACUAACAUGCCCUCUGACCCUCUUUACCCCGAGGAGGAUGGCGAUGAUGCUCAUGCUGCUCAGCUUAUUAUCUCCCUGCCAAACACUCUGUCAUACGCCGGCUCCAGGAUCCCAGAGCAGAUGAGAUGUCAAGCAAACCAGAAUGGCUCACAGGUUGAAUGUGACCUGGGAAACCCCGUCAAACGAAACUCUAAGCUGAAAUUUUCCAUCAGUCUGAGCACAGCUAACAUCACUAUUGAGACCACCGAGCUGACAGCUGAGCUCUCACUGAAAACCAUCAGCGAACAGCCUGACUUGGUCCCUGAGACAGCUUACGCUAAAGUUGUGAUAGAGCUCCCUCUGUCUGUCAGUGGGCGUGUAAAUCCCGACAAGCUGUUCUUCAGCGGUGCAGUGAGGGGUGAGAGUGCGAUGAGCAGUCUGGACGACAUCGGCAGCGCUGUGGAUUUUGAGUUUGUGGUUGCUAAUCCCGGUCAAGCUCUCCAGACACUUGGCUCUGCCUUCCUCAACAUUAUGUGGCCCUAUGAGCUGACCAAUGAGAAAUGGCUCCUGUAUCCUGCCAGCUUGAUGUUUCAAGGCCACCCAGAAACACAGUGCACCCCCACAUCAGCUCUGAAUCCUCUGAAGCUACAGGGCUCCUCACCUGCAGAGCCGGGCAGUCACGGGCAGGUUGGGCGAAAACGCCGUUCCCACCCAGAGGAGGAAGGUCAGAUCAUGACGAAAGGCAGCGUGGGACAGACCACACCUGCGGUGUCAGCUUCAGACAGACGCAAGUCGCUCAAACUGGAUUGCCUGCUGGGGUCAGCACGCUGUGUGCUGUUCCAGUGUCCUCUCCACAGCUUCUCCGGUCAGGCUGUGCUUAAAAUCCACGCUAGACUGUGGAACAGCAGUUUCAUAGAGGACUUCCCAGCAGUCAGUGCUCUGGAGCUGCUGGUCAGAGCUAACAUCACUGUGAAGUCCAGCAUCAAACAUCUGGUCCUUAAGGAUGCUGCUGCACUGGUUUCAGUGAUGAUUUAUCCCGAGCAUGGUGUUACUGACCAGUACUGGAUCCCCUGGUGGAUCAUCCUCAUUGCCAUCCUGGCAGGUGUCCUGCUGCUGGCACUGCUGGUCCUCAUGCUAUGGAAGUGUGGCUUCUUCCGACGGGCGCACUACAAGGACAAACUGCCUCAGUACCACGCGGUGAAGAUUCCUCGCGAGGACCGGCCUCAGUUUCAGACUGAGAAGUCAGGAGGCGUCCAAAAAAAGGAAUGGGCCACACACUGGAGCGACGGGACCUCGUAACCUGCUUUGAAGCGCUAACUGACUUUAAAAAAAAGAGAAAAAAUCACCAUGUGCAGCACUCAUUCUGUCUUUGCUGUUGAAUUAACUGACUAAAAAAGUGCACAGAGACUGGGAUCACGAAAUGUGGUGCACACUUUACUUCGUCAUUGCUUACAUACUGAUGUGUUUUCUCAAUGCUGUAGCCUACUGAAGGCGUUACAUAGCCUAUUUAGUUUAAUUUUACCGUAAAUCAAUAUCAUAGUAUUGUACUGAAGGCCUACGACAACAUUAAAAACCAGUCGAGCUGCUGAGUACGUUUCCCAGCCCUCA